Messenger RNA from Symbiodinium sp. CCMP2456, 411 nucleotides. The record is from the annotation of a GenBank genome assembly. Lineage: Eukaryota; Dinophyceae; Suessiales; Symbiodiniaceae.
AUGAGUGCAGCUGCGCAGCGCCACAGCUGGAGGCGCAUCGAGAUGGCUUUGGCCAACGAGGAGGGGCUAUCGGUUUGGGGUUUUGGGUUUUGGGACACCUGCCCGUUUGGUAUUACGCCGCUUCUCUUGGCUGCCACCAUCGGGCACCUGACGGCGGCACAGUUCCUUUUCGUUCGAGGUGCCAGCCCUCAUGUCCUGGGUGGCCAGCCGCCCAUGCUACCUGUAGAGGCAGCAGCACGGCACAACCAUCUGCGCAUCGUAGAGCUCCUACUGGAGAACGGCUCUGUGGCCGGCCGUGCGCUGCACUUCGCAGCGGCUGGCGGCUCUACGGAUGUUGCCACCUUCCUCUUGGCCAAGAACUGUUCCCGGGCUCGGUCAGAGGGAGGAGGGCGCAAGAACUUUCUGGUUUAG